CCCGUGACUGGAAUCUGCCACAUCGUCACGAUUCACGAUUCAAUUCACGAUUCCAAGCCUCCCGACGGGAGGUCUUUUUCCCACCACUUCUCGCUUCAAAAAUGUGUACACCAUUUCAAACGCCGGCAAGCCUCAUCCCACUGGAUCUCCUUGCACAUGCAUUAACCCCUCCUCACACCAUUACGCAGAGCACUUCGGCAAGUAAUAUACUUUUGAUAUCUCUCGAUACUCGUUUUUGGUCCUUUAAUUCUCUCAUGUCCGGCGCCAUCGUUAUUGAUUCCCCGCCACGCCAGGCAUCAAUCUCACUCCAAUAAUGGCGGGGUAGUGUAAUCUCCAGAUUUGGAUCUGAGUUUCCCAUCCCACUGAUUACUUCGGUAGGUAUGAAGGCGGUGUAUCCAUUUGCCCAUUAUGCAUGAUCAUGACCGGUUCCGUACAUGCUACAAAAGUAACAGUUCUAAAGUUCACGCCACGCUAUACAUCCAGCAUCUCUACUCAAAGUGCUUUUGCUGGUGUUGACGAAUUAUUCGAUCUGCCGGUGCCCUAUGGGCUGUUGACAGCGGUCCCUAGGUGUUUAAAGCCUCCUUCUCCCUGUCAGACGGGCUCCGGCAGCAUGGACACCACGUUGACGUGAGUUUACAGGUGUCAGCGGGGGUUUCGACUCGCUCGUUGAAGGAUUCGGCAGCUGUCCUAUACGCUGUAGUUUUUCCGAUGGGGCUGCCAAGCGGCGUAUCCGCAACGUUAAGAAACGAGGUCCCGGAACACGAUGUGGAUAUCAAGGCUCUUUCUGUGUCACAUCGUCCAAUCUUCUCUUGUUUUGCCGUGCCGUCUCGUAGAUUUGGGCCGCUUGCAGAUCGAAGAUCCAUUAUUGAUGAAGGUUUGGCGAAGAAAGCGAAUUCUCCCGGUUCUAUAUACGGCCCAGACCCUGCAUAUACGUUUAUCCGGACUAUUACCUAGCUCUUGGUACACUCAUAUCACCUCGUUGUGUCUCUUUUUCUUCGUGGAAAACUCACCCAAAGGAAAACUCGAGAAAUCCUGUCCUGCUCUUGCAGCUCUUCACAUUAUGGCGUCGGACUCACUUGUUGGCUCCCUUCUAGGCCAUUGGCCUGCCAUUCUCCUGGUGGUUUUAGUGUCAUAUUUCGUCAAAAACCGAUUCAAUAGAGGACUCAAUAAGCAUCCUGGCCCUUUUCUUGCUUCCAUUACCGACUGGUGGAGAUUUUGGAUUGUGUACAAGCGGAGACCAGAAGUCGAACAUAUUCGACUACACGCCAAGCAUGGCGAUAUUGUCCGACUUGGGCCAAAUAGUCUAUCUUUCUCGAAUCCUCAAGCCUUGAAGACUAUAUAUGGUCUCAACAAAGGGUUCAUUAAGGUAGGAUUUCCGGUGAAUACCUUUAAUUAUGCGAUUGACAAAAUCUAGUCUGAUUUCUACCUUGUACAACAAUCGGUGUCAAAUGGACAUCCCUUACCUUCUCUAUUCAGUUCGAUCUCAGAGUCUUGGCAUGCGCAAUUCCGAAGAUGCGUGAAUAGUGCAUUCUCCAUGUCAACAUUGAUUCAAUAUGAACCUUUCGUUGAUUCCACAACGGAGUUAUUCCUGUCUCAGACGGAAAAGAUAUUCGCCAAGACUUCGGAAGCUUGUAAUUUCUCGCAGUGGCUUCAGUUUUACGCUUUCGAUGUCAUUGGGGAAAUAACAUAUAGCAAGCGCCAUGGAUUUGUUGAGGAGAACCGAGAUAUUGACGGGAUUAUCAAGUACCUCGCGGGGUUAUUUGACUAUGUUGCUCCAAUUGGCCAAAUCCCAAUGCUGGACAAAUUGUUUCUCAAAAACCCCCUCUACUUACUGGCUGCCAAACACGGACUCAUAGAUGCAACUUUUCCAGUCGCAAAAUUUGCAAGGCAACGCAUGGUCGAACGAUACGGAACCGAUAACUCGAAACCUGCAUCUGCACUCUUGUCUACGGCGUCAAAAGCACCUCUUCCAGAUCUUCUCUCCAAAUUUAUGCAGGCAAAGAAAGCCCGCCCAGAUUUUAUGAACGAUACACUCGUCACUACUAUGGCUGUCUCCAUGGCUUUCGCCGGAUCGGAAACCACUGCCAUCACUUUAUCGGCGAUAUUUUACUAUCUCCUCAGAAAUCCCCUUUGUCUCGCGGCACUAUACCGCGAACUAGAUGGUAGGGAGAAGGAAGGGUUUUUCUCAAAUCCAAAUGGGAUCGUCACGUGGUCUGAGUCCCAAGACCUGCCAUAUUUGGAUGCGUGUGUCAAAGAGAGCUUCCGGCUACAUCCUGCAGCAGGUUUACCAGUUGAAAGAGUCGUGCCCGAGCCAGGUCUAGAAAUCGCUGGCGUUUUCGUCAAGGGUGGAACCAUCGUUGGAUGUAAUGCCUGGGUAGUUCAUCGACGUCCUGAAAUUUUUGGGGAGGAUGUAGAAACUUUUAGACCAGAAAGAUGGCUUGUAGGUGGUGGUGUGGCAGGUCAAGGCGUCGUUGAAGUUUCGAAAGAAGUCGAUGUGAAAGCAGAAGAAAAAAGAAUUAAGGAUAUGGGAGCGACACUUUUGCAUUUCGGGAUGGGGUCUCGGACUUGUAUUGGGAAGAACAUUAGUCUGCUGGAGAUUUACAAGUUGAUUCCUUCGUUUUUAAAGAUGUUUGAGGUAUGGCAUCCCCUUUGAAAAAAAGUACAAAUGGACGGUCAACUAAUGGUUAUAGGUUACCUUUGAAGAUCCGUCGAAAGACUGGAAGUUGAUCAAUUCUUGGUUUGUUCGACAAGUCAACUUCCGGACUAAGUUCCGGCGACGCGAGGUUGCGUCGAGCAAAUUGCAAGAUGGGGCGUGAAUGUUAGAUGGGUUCCUAUUGGGUGGGGGCGUUGCAUAGCAUGGUCUUUUAUGUGGCGUUUACUUGUAUAGGUGGAUGAAGGUUCAUUUUUCGAUGGUUUACCUCGCAGAUAUAUUUCAUGUACUUUUUUUGAUGAGAUGUCAUAAUUAUACUUGAUUAAACU
This is a messenger RNA of Hymenoscyphus albidus, 2979 nucleotides long. NCBI's taxonomy places the organism in Eukaryota, Fungi, Ascomycota, Leotiomycetes, Helotiales, Helotiaceae. The record is from the annotation of a GenBank genome assembly.